Messenger RNA from Lactuca saligna, 366 nucleotides. The record is from the annotation of a GenBank genome assembly. Lineage: Eukaryota; Viridiplantae; Streptophyta; Magnoliopsida; Asterales; Asteraceae.
AUGGCGGUGCUGAUUCCUAUUUCAGAAAAUCACCCGGUCAGUAACACGAUGAUGGUGGUGGCUCUAACUUCAAUCUCCAUUUUCAAUUUAAGAUCUCCUUUGGCAGUCCAAUGGAGGAACGAGAGGGAAAAAAUCACAGUGAGGCGGGUGAUGACAUAUGGUGUCCGCUGGAGUUUUGGUCCUGCCGAAGAUGGUGGUGGUGUGUGGUGUUAUAUCAUCAGACUUGAUAAUAUACAGGAAGAAAAAAUAGGAGUGGGAUCUAUUGUUUGUCGGUGUUCUAGUCUCCUCGGAGUUUUGGUCUUGCCAGAGGUAAGAGAUUUUCCGACGGAGAUGGUGGUGGCGUAUGGUUGUUCACCGGAGAGGUGA